Periophthalmus magnuspinnatus is the source of this 3403-nucleotide messenger RNA. RefSeq names its product SET domain containing 3, actin histidine methyltransferase (gene setd3). Gene Ontology annotation, biological process: peptidyl-lysine monomethylation; peptidyl-lysine dimethylation; positive regulation of transcription by RNA polymerase II. The transcript is spliced from 13 exons. The coding region runs from base 74 to 1822 and encodes 582 amino acids. NCBI's taxonomy places the organism in Eukaryota, Metazoa, Chordata, Actinopteri, Gobiiformes, Gobiidae. Gene Ontology annotation, molecular function: protein binding; histone H3K4 methyltransferase activity; histone H3K36 methyltransferase activity. The record is from RefSeq and is a predicted model, not a curated record.
GUCGUUCAAGUUGGGUUUCCCUGCAGAGACAGAGGAACUGCUGCUGUCACUUAAAAAGUUCACCAUCAUUAAAAUGGGGAAGAAGAGCCGAGUGAAGACGCUGAAGUCCGGCUCUGGGGCCACGGCUGUGGUUUCCCCCAAAGAAAUGAUGAACCUGAUUUCAGAACUGCUCCAGAAGUGCAGCAGUGCAACGCCCUCUGCUGGUAAAGAGUGGGAAGAGUACAUCCAAAUCAGAGCUCUGGUGGAGAAAAUACGCAAGAAGCAAAAAGGUAUUUCUGUGAUAUUUGAAGGCAGCAGGGAGGAUUAUUUCUCAGACUUACUGUCCUGGGCUCAGGACUGUGGAGCUUCCACUGAUGGAUUCACUGUGGGCGACUUUGGGACUGAAGGAUACGGCCUCCAAGCCACUAAAGGCAUCAAGGCAGAGGAGCUGUUUCUGUGGAUUCCCAGGAAGAUGUUGAUGACGGUGGAAUCAGCUCAGAACUCUGUACUGGGUCCUCUGUACAGUCAGGACCGGAUCAUGCAGGCGAUGGGGAACGUGACUCUGGCUCUGCACCUGCUGUGUGAGCGCUGCAGCCCGAGCUCCCAUUGGCUCCCGUACAUCCGCUCUCUGCCUCUGGAGUACGACACGCCCUUGUACUUUAACCAGGACGAGGUUCAGCUGCUGUUGGGCACACAGGCCAUCCCCGACAUCCUGAGCCAAUACAAGAACACGGCACGGCAAUACGCGUACUUCUACAAACUGAUACAGACUCAUCCGGCCGCCAGCAAACUACCCCUGAAGGACAGCUUCACAUUUGAUGACUACAGGUGGGCGGUGUCUUCAGUGAUGACUCGUCAGAACCAGAUUCCCACCGAGGACGGCAGCAGGGUCACUCUAGCCCUGAUCCCGCUGUGGGACAUGUGCAACCACACCAACGGACUGAUUACCACAGGCUACAACUUGGAGGACGAUCGCUGUGAAUGUGUGGCUCUGCGUGACUAUAAAGAGAAUGAACAGAUCUACAUCUUUUACGGCACCAGGUCCAAUGCCGAGUUCGUCAUCCACAACGGCUUCUUCUUCCAGGACAACGCCCACGACCGAGUGAAGAUCAAGCUGGGCGUCAGUAAGAGCGAGCGGCUGUACGCGAUGAAGGCCGAGGUGCUGGCGCGAGCAGGCAUCCCCGCGUCCUGUGUCUUUGCUCUUCACUGUAACGAGCCUCCGAUCUCCGCCCAGCUCCUCGCCUUCCUCAGAGUUUUCUGCAUGACGGAGGAGGAGCUGAAGGACUAUCUGCUCGGAGAAGGAGCCAUCAACAAGAUCUUCACUCUGGGGAACAGCGAGUUUCCCGUGAGCUGGGACAACGAGAUCAAGCUGUGGACGUUUCUCGAGACCAGAGCCGCGCUGCUGCUCAAGACCUACAAGACCACCAUCGAGGAGGACCGCUCUUUGCUGGAGAAACCCGACCUGACCCUGCACUCCCGCGUCGCCAUCCAGCUGCGUCUGGCCGAGAAGCAGAUCCUGGAGAAGGUGUCGGCCAGCGGGCGGGACAAACGGAUGCAGUACGAGAAGAAACAGGCAGAGGGCGCCCCGCUGCCCCGCUACGAGGAGAGCGACAUAGCUUUACUCGAGAACUCUGACGCGGAGGGGAAGCUGCCGAUCAUUUUACGCAAGCUGGAGGAAGUGGAGGAGGAGGACAAUCAAAUGAUGAACGGAAAUAAGAGCGGAGAGGUGGUGGGAGUUAGCAAAGAUGUGAAUUCAAAUCUGGACUCGGAGGAAAAGUCGAUUGAGUCGUUAAAAGGCCAGAAGGAGGAGGCUAACCUAAGUGCCAGUCGGACUGAAGAAUGAAUAAGUACCCAACGUUUUGGCCGAUUUAUUUAUUUAUUUUUGUGUCUACUAAAAUGACUCAGAAAUACUAGAAAUUUUAAUUCUGAAUUCGCCGAAACGGGGAUUAAGUUCACUCCGCGUGGCUUUCCGUGCUUAGUUGGCUUGUUCAAACAUGGUCGCGUCUUCCCGGCCUUCUAAGCAGAGCAGUUAUUGUUAUUAAGAAUUGUAAUAAAAAGCAUAAAUAAAACUUUUGUUGAGGUUCACGGCUAAAGGUAAAUGGGUUGCGUUCACGAGACUUUUUCAGCUAAAGUCCAUCGUUUCAAAUUGAGGUGGAGAUUAGCGAAGAAUCCUACAGUUUAACUUCUAAAUCCGGACGUUUUGACCUGGUUUUUGGCUUAAAUCUCUUCUCGAAAUUCCAACAUCGCUCUGUUAAAAAAAUAAAUAAAUAAAAAAUGAAAUAAGUUGGAUCUUAAUAAUAAUCAAAUCGAAUAUACUGACGACAAGAACGUUAAAGUUGCACUGUGUAACUUUUAGCUGGAGCGUCACGGAGAUGUUAUUGCGUCGCCUGGCAUGUCCCGCAGUACGUCAUUAAUCGACAACUUCCACGGAGACGCACUCGAAGCCAAGUUACGCGUCAGAUCUGUUCUUUCAGCAAUAAAACGUGCGCAAUUUUUAAAAAUGCAAGAGCCGUUAAUGCAGCACUGCGGGACGUUCCAGGUCAAAAAGCAAGCGCGCAAACGACGUCGCCACGGAGACGAGCACGCGCAGCUGGUUGUCCGCCGAUCAGAAGGUUGGCGGUUCGAAUCCCGCUGUCCACAGUUAAACGGCGUUGUCGUGACUUUGCGCGGGACACUUUACACGCUAAAAACGGCGGCCGGUCUUCAGCAGAAAAGUUACACAGUGCGUCUUUAACCCGCAACAAUAACACAGUGAGUUUUUGGAUCAAGUUUCCAACAAAAACAAGAUUCAACAUUUGUGGAGUUUACGUUUUGGAUAUUUAAAAUCUUUUCUAAAAUGUUUGACUCGCCGUUAGCGUCUUGUCGGACUCCGCUCUCCGUUUGUCCUUCUGAGACUCUAAACUCAACCUAUUCUUUAAAAAAAAACGUAUAUUUUCAUUUCACACAAGCCCAAAACUUGUGCGCUGUUGUGAACGUUUGGAGUUAUUACCGCAGUUUGUCUCCAUCUGCGUCCGGCUGGUUUUGAGUUGACAAUCGUUUCCUCUGCUGCUAAAUGUAAACCAUCGCUUCGGUUCCUAAAAAAAAAAAAAUCAUUUCAGAAUUUAAAACUAAAACUGACAUUUAAGAAGUUUGGUUAUUUUUACAUUUAACAAUACUCAUUCUGUUUUGAAGAAGUCUAUUGAAAUAAUUUGAAUGUACUUAAAGGGGAGGAGACGCCCUGUGCUAAAAGCCAUACAUCUUUUUGAAUACUACAGAUAUGGAAGUUAAUGACAUUUAUAUAUUAUUUUGUCAUAAAUUGAGCCAGUUUAACAGUUUAUGUGCACUGUCAUGUUUAUUUUGUUUAAGAUUGGAGUUGUUAUGACCCUCAGCGCUGAUAAAAACCCGAUGUUCAAAGGGUUUUCGACUUAAUAAAGCAACAAAAAAC